AGUGUGUGUUAGAGGAGCUUCAGAGAGCUCUGGCUCCUGAAGGAAGAAGAAUACACACAGUAUUUAUUUAUUUAUCUUAAUUUACUCACACAACCUUUGAUUUUGAUUUUUUUUCUCUGAUGUGGAUUACUUGAAGCUGACUCACCAGGAUUAAAAAGAAAAGGAUAUUUUAUUGAAAGCUAUGGUGGCUUACGAUGAACUGGGUAGCUUGGUGCCUACGAAACGGACUCUGCAAGUGAUAGACUGCCAGAACCAAGCCAACAAAGAGUCAGAGGAACCCAGCACAAAGCGUGUCCGUCCUCUCGGCAGGGUGACGUCGCUAGCCAACCUCAUUUCUCCGGUGAAGAAUGGGGCCGUCCGGCGCUUCGGCCAAACCAUCCAGGCCUCUUUCCGAGGCGAUGGCAAGUCGCCGGGCGUGCCCCAGAAGCCUUGCAGCAAGGCAGCGGCCCCCACGCCGCCCAAAAGGAGGAACAGCAUGCUGUGGUCGGAGAUGCUAGACGUCCACCAGAAGGGAACUUUCUCCACCAAAGAGAUCAAGCGGCAGGAGGCCAUAUUUGAGCUGUCUCGUGGAGAGCAGGACCUGAUUGAGGACCUCCAGCUUGCACGCAAGGCGUACCAUGACCCAAUGCUGAAGCUCUCCAUUAUGUCAGAGGAGGAGCUCACUCACAUCUUCGGCAACCUGGAUGCCUACAUCCCUCUGCACGAAGACCUCCUGGCACAGCUCUCCAAAGCUACGGGGCCAGAUGGGACCGUGGGCCAGAUCGGACAAAUUGUCGUAAACUGGCUGCCGAGGCUUAACGCCUACAAAGACUACUGCAGCAAGCAGCUGGCAGCCAAGGCGCUGCUGGACCAGAAGAAGCAGGACCGGCGGGUGCAGGACUUCCUGCAGCGCUGCCUUGAGUCGCCCUUCAGCAGGAAGCUGGACCUGUGGAGUUUCCUGGACAUCCCGCGCUCCCGCCUGGUCAAGUACCCACUGCUGCUUAAAGAGAUACUGAAGCACACUCCACAAGAGCACCCAGAUGCAGCCAGCCUAGAGGAAGCGAUCACCAUCAUGCAGGGUGUGCUGUCUGACAUCAACAUGAAGAAGGGAGAGUCUGAGUGCCAGUACUACAUUGACAAGCUGGAGUAUCUGGACGACAAGCAGAAGGACCCUCUGAUCGAACAGUGCAAGAGUCUGCUGUGUCACGGGGAGCUACGCAACAAGAGUGGCACGAAGCUGCAUGUGUUCCUGUUUACCGAGCUGCUGGUUCUGACCCGCCCCGUCACCAGGAACGAACGGCAGUGUUUCCAGGUUUACCGGCAGCCAAUCCCUGUGCACGAUCUUGUGCUAGAGGACCUGCAGGACGGAGAUGUCAGAAUGGGUGGAUCCUUCAGAGGCGCUUUCAGCAACGCAGAUAAAGCCAAGAACAUUUUCCGCGUGCGCUCACAAGACCCAAGCCAGGCGCAGUCCCACACGCUGCAGGUCAACGACGUCUUCCACAAGCAGCAGUGGCUCAACUGCCUCCGCAGCGCCAUUUCCGUCCACCGGCCCCUCAGCGAGCCCUCCACGCCCUCCCCACCUGCGAGCGACGCCCGAUCCAAGCGCCGCCCUUCCUCCGUCUCCGCCAUUGUCCACAUGGAGGAAACCGACGAGAACUGCCCACAGCCAGCCUCUCAGUCCGCCCCCACCUCACCGUGCAGCAGCACAACCCCCAGCCCCACCACAUCGUCCCCUUCAUCCUGCUCCUCCUCGUCUUCUUUGUCGACGACGUCAUCGUCUUCGACGUCGCCGCUCUCCUCGCCCACAUCGCACAAAACCAAAAAGGACAAGAAGUCUCUCUGUUCUUUAGGGAAGAGAAAAGAGACUAUGGUGUGAGCUGAGGAGAAGGAGAAAAUGGACUCCUGGGUGGACAUUUAUUUUGUACAUAAAUGUUAAAACUACGUGGAGGAGCGUGGGACUUGUAUUUAUGUGUGUCUGCGUGUGUGCGUAUUAUUACAACAGUGUUCUGUGUUACUGUCCUCUUCGGCAGCUAUUUACCUUACCCCUCCAUCCAAGUGCAUCCCACAGAGAAGCAGUAUUCUGGAGAGACAUGCACAGCUUCCACCAGCUUUAAAAAGGGAAGCAUUAUGAGAUGCAAACACAUUUUGCAUGUGUGUUGUUUUCUUAGAGAUCAAGGUUGUGCAUUCAAUCCUGUUUACUAUUAAUUUGAUAUUUAAGCAUUAUUUUAGACCUUUAAGGGGGGCUAAUGAAAGUUUUACAUUUUUAUAUUCUAAAAUUUAUUGUAGUAUUUUUUUAGGUAUCAUAAAGCAGCACUGUUUUAGCUUUUAGGUGAAGUUAUUUGAAAUUGAGCAUAUUUAGCAGGCAAGAAAGGAGGAGAAUCCCCCCCAAAAGAUGAACUCCACAAUGCUACAAAUCUCUCUGUAAAAGUCUGAUUUUUAGACUAAUCAGAAGACAGUCUUAUUUUUAUACAUUCCUUUAAUGACAGAUGUUAGAUUUUUCUGCAUUUACUGCAGUCAGAGGCAUUAAUUUAUAUCCAGUGACAGAUGAGACAACAGUCUCUCUGUUUGAACAAACAUCACUAUGAAGUGUAGUGGUAGCAAAUCAUCUGAUGUCAAAAUCAUGUCAGAGAAGAGAUGAGAAGUUUUGUUUUGAAACAAAAUUUUGAACUGAGCCAUGUUGGUUUUGAAAAAGCUGACUCUUCAGAAUGAAACAGAUCACUUUUCAGUGUAGCAUCUUGCAUGGAGCUUUAGUUGUGGACACUGCGUGCACCAGUAGAGGCAGCAGGAUGUAUGAACCUGAGUGACAGGAGGGAUAAACAUUUAGAAGACUGGUUGGUGGAAAUAAGAGAAUGUUGUUGAAAGCUGAAGGGAAAAGAGUAAAGAUGGAAAAAGUUAUGUUUUGGAACUGAAAUAGAUUGUUAACGCAAGUUGCUCAACUUCCUGUAUAAGUUGAUGUGAUAUCUUGCUAAAGGAUAGAUGACAGGUGGUUGAAAUCAAGCGAGUGUAAUAGAUGGAAAAGAGUACGUAGGGGAAGAGAGACAAAAAAGAAGGUAUUAGUAUGUGUUGACAAGAUGAAGUAAAGUGAAGAAAAGAAAAGGGCAACUUGCUUGCUACGAAUUGUAUGUAAUUAAAAAACAAUAAAGAUCUAUGUAAGAUUUGCAACUGAACUUUUGGUUUCA
Molecule: messenger RNA, 3158 nt
Organism: Centropristis striata (black sea bass)
Lineage: Eukaryota; Metazoa; Chordata; Actinopteri; Perciformes; Serranidae
Gene: net1
Product: neuroepithelial cell transforming 1
Exons: 9
Coding region: 182-1855 (557 amino acids)
Biological process (GO): intracellular signal transduction; positive regulation of Rho protein signal transduction
Molecular function (GO): guanyl-nucleotide exchange factor activity
Source: RefSeq, a predicted model, not a curated record